Messenger RNA from Homo sapiens (human), 6700 nucleotides. RefSeq names its product NBPF member 6 (gene NBPF6). Lineage: Eukaryota; Metazoa; Chordata; Mammalia; Primates; Hominidae. The transcript has 19 exons. Gene Ontology annotation, cellular component: cytoplasm. The coding region runs from base 3448 to 5418 and encodes 656 amino acids. The record is from RefSeq and is a predicted model, not a curated record.
GAGACGCCAGAUGUGAGUUGAGGUGCCAGACGUGAGUUGAGGUGCCAGACGUGGCGGCGUUGGGUACCCAGGACCCUCGGACGGGUCUGCUGCGGCUUGCUGGGGGUCCACUCCAGACCCUGUUCGCCUGGGUAUCACCAGUGGAGUUUGCAGAACAGCAAAGAUUGCUGCUUGCUCCUUCCUCCAGAAGCUUCUUCCCACAGUGGCAUCAACCUGAUUGAUGUCAGCCGGAACUCUCCUGCAUGAGGUGUCUGGCGACCCCUGAUGGGAAGUCUCACCCAGUCAAGAAGCACGGGACUGGAAGGGGGACCUCCUUACGGAGGCAGACUGACUGUCCCUUAGCAGAGCUGGUGCACUGUAUUGGAGGAAUAACCCUCCUUGGGAUCAGCUGGUCUCUUCAGAGCCAGCAGGCAGGAAAGAUUAAGUCUGCUGAACCUCGGACCAUGGCCGCCGCUCCCCCGAGGUGCUCUGUCCCAGGGAGAUUAGAGUUCUUGUCUGUAAGCCCCUGACUGUAGCUACUGGAAUUCCUGCAGGGAUGCCCUCCAGGUGAGGAGGGAUGGCUUCGGGUCCCACCUAGGAAGCAGUCUGGCCACGAUCUGCAACAGCCACUUUGCUGCGUUGUGGGGAAUUCCACCCAGUCCAAACCUCCUAGUCUCCUUAGCACUGUCAGGGGAAAACCUCCAACUAAAGCCUCAGUAAUGACGGUCGCCCCUCCCCCUGGGAACUGAGUUGUCCCAGGCGGACUCCAGACUGCUGUGCCGGCAGCGGGGAUUUCAAGCCAGUGGUUCUUAGCUUGCGGGGUUUCCGUGGGAGUGGGACCCUCUGAGCGAGACCACUUGGCUCCCUGGCUACAGCCCCCUUUCCACAGAAGUGGACAUUUCUCCUGCCUCACUGGAGUUCCAGGUGCUGCCGGAGUAUGUAAAAAUUCCUGCAGCUCAGUGCCUGCCCAAACAGCCGCCGACGGGAGCAGCUGUCAUUGGUCUGCCCAGUUUUGUAUUUGAGACCCAGGGCACUGGUGGUUGUAGGCUCCCGAGGGGAUCUGCUGAUCUGUGGAUUGCAAAAAUCUGUGGGAAAAGCUUAGUACCCUUGGUGGGUAGCACUGUCCCUCACCACUUCCCUUGGCUGGGGAGGGAGGUCCCCCUGCCCUGUGCAGUUCCUGGGUGAAGCAAUACCCUGCUUCUUCUCGCUCUCUGUGGGUCAUGCCGACCAUCUAGUCAGUCCCAGUGAGAUGAACUGGGUAUCUCAGUUGGAAAUGCAGAAAUCACCCACAUUCCUCGUUCCUCUCGCUGGCAGCUGCAGACCAGAGCUGCUUCUAGUCGGCAGUCUUGGCCCCUCCCCGCCGAGGUAAGUUUAAUAAGUCUUCUAAAUUUGUCCUUGCCAUAAUGAUCAGUGAUGAUCUGUCUUUUAAUAAGUUAAAUGCUUUCCAGACUUCAAGACUCUCACCCACAUCAAAAAUAAAAUUAUAUAUCGGCCAUAUUACCAGGAUUUUAGAAUGUUGUAUUUUAUCCUCUAAUUAUAGGUCAAAUAACUAAGGUAGAAAGGAGUAAAGCAACUUCCAUGUAUGUAGUGAGGAUGUUGGGGGGUCUGGGACUAAAAUUCUGCCUUGGGAUUCCCAAGAGGUUGGUGAUUAUGAUUUUUGUACUCUUAGACACAAAAUAAAAUAACAUUCUGUUUUGUUCCUCUGCUUACCCUAUUCAGUUCUCUAAACUACAAAAUCUCUGCUUAUCAAAAUAAGUUGGAUUGUCAAUUUGUUGAGCUCAGCAAAUGCAUUUCCUGAGCCCUUGUGAGUAAAGCUCUGUGCUGGUUACACUGCGUAACUAGUGAUACAGAGGAUGAGUAGAGCAUUCUUUCCUGAAAAGAGCUUAAGAUUUCUGUGCCCAGGUCAGCUUGGGUUGCCUGUAAGUGAGAAAAUUGACAGCCAACACCCACAGGCUUAUUCUGAUAAAAUGGGAGAUGAUAAUAAAUGGUGGGGUUUUUUUCUUUUUCUAUUUUCUUUUUUUUCGAGAUGAUGUCUUGCCACGUUCCCCAGGCUGGUCUUACCUCCUGGGCUCAGGCAUUCUUCCCUCCUUGGCCUCCCACAGUGCUGGGAUUACAGCGUGAGCCACACACCUGGCCUUGUGAAUGGUGGUUCUGUCAAGACUGGGCUUUCAACCUCCCAAGGAUUCUGGUCAAACAGCCUCAGGAGAAUCUUCUGCAGAGAGUGUCUGCCUGCCAACUGUCAGAGCUGAGUGUCACAGAAUCUUGGCAUGGGUCUCCUCCCUCUGUUCCAUUUCACAGAUUACAUGUUGUUAGUAGGAACAUCACCAGAAGGAGCAUGAGGAUGUUCCUUCUAAGAACUAGGAAAGAUAUAAUAAUGCUGCUGGCUGGGCUAUUUUAAAAAAGUAAUCAAGGGCCUUCUCAGAAAGUGAUUUUAGGAACUAUAAUGCAUAGAUGGGAUCAAUUAUAGUGUAAGAACUGAAAAAUUAUUGCACUGAACAGCACCUAACAGCUUCUGGAGAAAACAUAUUUCCCAACUGACCCUGAUGAUGGACUUAAAUACCAAAAAACAGAGAGAACCACUAACUUCCAUUGUCUUGCAGAAACAGGAGAACCUUAAUGCACUUAAAGCUGGAAAAAUGUCUCUGCCUCUAAGGCCAUGCAGUGAAACAGAUUGCAUGGUAGGUGACAUAGGCAGGGGCAGAAUGGAGUUUAUGACAAUGGCCAUAAGAUGAUGAAAAAAAUUAUUUGGGGCCUUUGAAGCAGCAGAUGAGCUGGCUCAGAGGAAAGUUGCACAACUGUAGAAAAACAACUUUUGCAAAAUUUUCCUCCACUCAGUGGGCACUACAUACUUAUUCUAGGAUUUGCAUUCAUUCUUUCACAGACUGUUUACUUAUUGGCUUGGGCCUACAAUGACUUUUCUGAGAGAGGUGAGGGAUUAGCACAACAGCACACACACGCCUGAAAGAAAUAGUGAAUUUCUAAUUUUCAGAUUUUAGUCUCUGACCUAACCAAAGAAUUGACCAUUGUAGAUUUUAUCUAUUAAUAAUAUUAAUGAUGCUCACAAAUAUGAAGAUUUAAGUACAUCUUAUGAUAAUAAGAGAUGCUUUCAAAAAAAAAGAAAUGGUAGAACUGUAGUCCAGGGAUGUUAAUAAAAGUGGCAAAUAACAUUACAUCAUCUUUUUUAAAAAAGAAGAUGAGGUCUCACUGUGUUGUCCAGGCUCAUCUCAAACUCCCAGACUCCAGUGAUCCUCCUGCCUCAGCCUCCCAAAAUGCUGGAAUCACAAGCUUGAGCCAUCACCUUCAGCCCAUAUCAUCUUAACAUCCAAUAGGAACAGUCAACUGACCCACUGGGAAUGUGACCUUGUGAAUCACCCAGAAAUGAGGUGUCUGACAUCCUGAGACCUGGACCCAUUUCAAGGAGCUUUGGGAAGAGCCCAGAUCACUGAUGGAAUUGGACAGUGCGUGGAAAUGGUUCAGCAGGACGAGGUCCCUGGCUCUACCUCUUCUGCCACAAACGUCAGCAUGGUGGUAUCUGCCGACCCUUUGUCCAGCGAGAGGGCAGAGAUGAACAUCCUAGAAAUCAACCAGGAAUUGCGCUCGCAGCUGGCAGAGAGCAAUCAGCAGUUCCGAGACCUCAAAGAGAAAUUCCUUAUAACUCAAGCUACUGCCUACUCCCUGGCCAACCAGCUGAAGAAAUACAAGUGUGAAGAGUACAAAGACAUCAUAGACUCUGUGCUGAGGGAUGAACUGCAGUCCAUGGAGAAGCUGGCAGAGAAGCUCAGGCAAGCUGAGGAGCUCAGGCAGUAUAAAGCCCUGGUUCACUCUCAGGCAAAAGAGCUGACCCAGUUACGGGAGAAGUUACGGGAAGGGAGAGAUGCCUCCCGCUGGCUGAACAAGCAUCUGAAAACCCUCCUCACUCCUGAUGACCCUGACAAGUCCCAGGGUCAGGACCUCCGAGAGCAGCUGGCUGAGGGGCACAGGCUGGCAGAGCACCUUGUUCACAAGCUGAGCCCAGAAAAUGAUGAAGAUGAAGAUGAGGAUGAAGACGACAAAGACGAGGAGGUUGAGAAAGUACAGGAAUCACCUGCCCCCAGAGAGGUGCAGAAGACUGAAGAAAAGGAAGUCCCUCAGGACUCACUGGAGGAAUGUGCUGUCACUUGUUCAAAUAGUCACAACCCUUCUAACUCCAACCAGCCUCACAGGAGCACCAAAAUCACAUUUAAGGAACACGAAGUCGACUCUGCUCUGGUUGUAGAGAGUGAACACCCUCAUGAUGAAGAGGAGGAAGCUCUAAACAUUCCCCCAGAAAAUCAAAAUGACCAUGAGGAGGAGGAGGGGAAAGCGCCAGUGCCCCCCAGACACCAUGACAAGUCCAACUCUUACCGGCAUCGUGAAGUCUCUUUCUUGGCAUUGGAUGAACAGAAAGUUUGCUCCGCUCAGGAUGUUGCCAGGGAUUACUCCAAUCCCAAAUGGGAUGAAACCUCACUUGGCUUCCUCGAAAAGCAAAGUGAUCUUGAAGAGGUGAAAGGACAAGAAACAGUUGCUCCCAGGCUCAGCAGGGGACCGCUGAGAGUGGACAAGCAUGAAAUCCCCCAGGAGUCACUGGAUGGAUGUUGCUUGACUCCUUCCAUCCUUCCUGACCUGACUCCCUCCUACCACCCUUAUUGGAGCACUUUGUACUCUUUUGAAGACAAGCAAGUCAGCUUGGCUCUUGUAGACAAAAUUAAAAAGGAUCAAGAGGAGAUAGAAGACCAAAGCCCACCAUGCCCCAGGCUCAGCCAGGAGCUGCCAGAGGUGAAGGAGCAGGAAGUCCCAGAGGACUCUGUGAAUGAAGUUUACUUGACUCCCUCAGUUCACCAUGACGUGUCUGACUGCCACCAGCCUUAUAGCAGCACCUUGUCCUCAUUGGAGGAUCAGCUUGCCUGCUCUGCUCUGGAUGUAGCCUCCCCCACCGAGGCGGCCUGUCCCCAAGGGACUUGGAGUGGAGACUUGAGCCACCACCGGUCAGAGGUUCAAAUUUCACAGGCACAGCUGGAACCAAGCACCCUGGUGCCCAGUUGUCUGCGACUACAGCUGGAUCAAGGGUUCCACUGUGGGAACGGCUUGGCCCAGCGGGGCCUUUCCUCCACCACCUGCAGCUUCUCAGCCAAUGCUGAUUCUGGGAACCAAUGGCCCUUCCAAGAGCUGGUUUUAGAGCCCUCUCUGGGGAUGAAGAACCCUCCCCAGCUGGAAGAUGAUGCACUUGAAGGCUCAGCAAGCAACACACAAGGGCGUCAAGUCACUGGCCGGAUUCGUGCCUCCCUUGUCCUGAUACUGAAGACCAUCAGAAGAAGACUCCCGUUCAGCAAGUGGAGACUGGCAUUCAGAUUCGCUGGCCCGCAUGCUGAGAGUGCAGAGAUACCAAAUACUGCUGAAAGGAUGCAAAGGAUGAUAGGAUGAAAGAAUGUCACAAAAAGCAGCUUUUCCACUUGAUAAAAACAACUAAAACAGCAAAGCAAGUUUAAGUCCAAACACAAUACUGCAGGGGUCCUUCACUGAGGAUUGAAUUUCAGACACAGAAUACUCUUGAUGACUUCAAGCCACUAUGCUCCUUUGAUUUGAGAAGCCACAUUCCAUCCCCCUCCAAUUGUGAUCAACACCUAGGGAGACCAAUGCCCAGAUGGACAAAUAGCAUUGACUGGCGUUAGCCCUGUUUCUCAAUUCCCAUCAUGUAGAGAACAGGAGUCCGCAGCUGCUGGCAGGAGACAGCAUGUCAGCCGGGACUCUGCCAGGGCAGAGUAUGAGCAAUGCCAUGUUCUUGCUGAAAACGUUUAGCCUGAGUUUCAUAGGAGGUAACCCUCAGAUAACUGCAGAAUGUAGAACAUUGAACAGGACAACUGACAUGUCUCCUUCAAACAGUCCAUGUCACCACCAAGAAAACAACAAAAAGGAGAAGAGACAUUUUGAGUUCAAAAAGAGUAAAAAGCCUAUGCAGCUUAUGCUUUUUUAGUCAUUUUGAACCCAAAACAUCUCCUUAUCUUUUUGUUGUUGUCAUCGAUGGUGGUGACAUGGACUUGUUUGUGGAGGACGGGUCAGCUCUCUGGCUCAAUGGUCUACAUUCUGAAGUUAUCUGAAAAUGUCGUCAUGAUUAAAUUCAGCCUAAACAUUUUGCCAGGAACUCUGCAGAGUCCAUGCUGUGAGCUUCCUACCUCAGCCCAUCUGCAGGCAGAGAAGGCCCAGUGUGUCCAUCCCCAGUGCGGUGAUACUAGGAUGUUCACUUGGUCAAGGAGGGGUCUAGGAGCUCUGUCCCUUGUAAAGACACCUUAUUUAUAAUUAAAUUGGAAAGUGGUUUGAAAUAGUAUAAAUAUCCUGUAUUCUAACAAUCUUCUUCUGAGUAUUUUAUCAUCAAUUAAUCACCCCUGCCUGUGUCAGUUAUUAUAUUUAUGUUUUUACAUUGGAAAUUGUCUUCUCAAAAUUUUACUAUGUACUUGUUUUUGCUGGCAUUCUGUCGUAAAAAGGAACAUUCCCUGCCCAAAGUUUGACUUUCAUCCAAAAUUAAUUUUAGUCCAUUAAAGUUAAAAUGUUAAAGUUUUAAAUCACUUUAAUUAAAUUUUUUUGCCUAUCACCCUGGACUAGUGAAUUUUUCACAUACAAUGUUUUAAGCUUUUAUUUUAUUAUUGGUUUUCAUGGAUAAGAAUAUAGAUUAAUAAAAACAUUCUUAUUUACCUGUUUAUAUUCUAAA